AUGCAUUUUAAAAGUUUGUUUUUGUUAUCUUUGUAUAUUGUUAUCUGUGCUGCGUCAGAUGGUGCUGUCGAAUCGAGGGGAAAGAAGAAAAAACUCGCACUAUUUGUAUUCCUAGCAGAUAUCGUGCUAAAGAAAGUGUUUAUCUUAAAGUUGGUGUACGCGUUUAUUUUCUGGAUUAUCAUUCACAAAGCUGGCUACUUCCUUUCCUGGUUCGUGAGCUAUCUGAAGGAACAACACCAUCAUCAUGAAUACACACCUCACUUUGAGCACAGCUAUGGGCCACAAUUCGAGUCUAGUUAUGGACCUUAUAAAAGAAAAAGUCAUGGUAUUCAUUAG
Leptosia nina is the source of this 336-nucleotide messenger RNA. The record is from the annotation of a GenBank genome assembly. NCBI's taxonomy places the organism in Eukaryota, Metazoa, Arthropoda, Insecta, Lepidoptera, Pieridae.